AUGGAACGUUUGAGUUUCUUUGUUGGAAUUACAGCGAACAUUAUUUCAGUGUUGAUGUUUCUUUCACCCAUAAAGACAUUUUGGAGAAUUAUAAAGCACCGUUCGACGGAAGACUUUGAGAACCUUCCUUACAUUUGUUCAUUGUUGAGUUCAUCCUUGUGGACUUACUAUGGGAUCAUAACGCCUGGAGAAUUUCUUGUUGCCCCCAUGAGUGCUUUCGGAGCAGUCCUUGAAACCAUCUACGUCGCUUUGUUUCUUCUGUAUGCCCCAACAAAGAUGAGGGUGAAAACUAUCGUGCUUGUUGGCAUAUUGGACGUGGGAUUUUUAGCAGCAACCUUUUUAGUAGCGCAAUUAGUUUUGCAAGGAGAGAUGCGAAUUAAUACAAUAGGGUUUCUCAGUGCCGCAUUAAAUGUUAUCAUGUAUGUAUCGCCUCUAGCCGCCAUGAAAACGGUGGUAAGGACCAAGAGCGUGGAAUUCAUGCCCUUCUUGCUGUCGUUUUUCUUUGUACUCAACGCAGGAAUUUGGACUUUAUACGCGUUUCUUGUAGGUGAUUAUUACUUCCUGGGGGUAACAAAUGGAGCUGGGUUCGUCCUAGGAAUAGCACAGCUUGUGUUGUAUGGAAUUUACAGAAGACCAAAGCCAUUGAUAAAUGUAUCAGCAAAUCAUCAUCAUAGAAUAUUAGAAGAAGGAUGGCAACGACAAAGCCUCAUAACACCAAAUUAA
Morus notabilis is the source of this 723-nucleotide messenger RNA. Its product is annotated as bidirectional sugar transporter SWEET17-like. Bases 1 to 723 code for a protein of 240 amino acids. Gene Ontology annotation, molecular function: sugar transmembrane transporter activity. Gene Ontology annotation, biological process: carbohydrate transport. NCBI's taxonomy places the organism in Eukaryota, Viridiplantae, Streptophyta, Magnoliopsida, Rosales, Moraceae. The transcript has 6 exons. Gene Ontology annotation, cellular component: membrane. The record is from RefSeq and is a predicted model, not a curated record.